This is a messenger RNA of Pocillopora meandrina, 10602 nucleotides long. Lineage: Eukaryota; Metazoa; Cnidaria; Anthozoa; Scleractinia; Pocilloporidae. The record is from the annotation of a GenBank genome assembly.
CAAUGAAUGAAAUACGUUCACUGGGAACCCAAACAACCUUCAAUAAUGCAACUGUCUCCAUCUGCUAUCAGCUAACGGACUGUUAUCGUUUUAAAUUAAUCUCACGGCGAAAAUGCAUAGGGUAUUAUACGGGAUUAUUCUUUGUGUGGUAACUGGUUGUUGGAUAACAAAUGUAUCGCACGUGGCCGGAACACUCUCGAAGAAAGACAAGAAAAAUAAGAAAGGCUCCGAGCCUAGCCGAGCGGUAAGUGAAGUUUUGUUAUUGUUUAAGUGAAGCUACACUAAAUGAAAUAGAUCCAUGGGCGAUCUCUUCUUCUAGAAUCGAAAUGGACCUGAUAAAACAACAUGGAUAUUCGAAUCAGAGAGGUAUUUCUGUCGUGAACAAUUUUGCGUGCCCUGUAUGAGUUGCAGACUGAUAAUCUUAAAACAUUUUGUGUAUGCAUUAGGGGCUAACUUCAGAGUUAAUGUUUUAUUUAUUAUUUAAAUUGUGUUCUUGAUCUGGCUGAAUAUGGAAUCGGCCCAUCUUAAUAAGGGACGUAAGAGUGAAUUCUGAAAGAUUCAUCCGGAUUUUUCUUAUUUUUUUUGUUAUCUUUAAAUUUUAUUUGGUGAAAUAAAAUUGAAGUUACUGGUAUUAGCGUGGUGAUACUCAAACCAAACUAAAUCAAGUGUUAAUUAAUGCAAAGUAAGUGAAACGAAAACUGUUAAAGUUUCACAUAACAGCUGCAGCAUGUUUUUAAAUAAAAACGUUGAAAUUUAUUAUUCAAGAUCUGUAAUUACUCUCUGAGAACCAGCCAGUUCAAAUUCUGCUUUAACACAAAAUAAAAAGCCAGAUCAGUAAAUUCCCUCACUAAGUCUUAUUUCAAUUAAAAAAAAAAGUGCACUCUUCACUUCACAAUGUCUGAUCUGAAUUUCUUCUAUUAGCUGCCAUACUUUUCCUUGUCAACCUUUUCACUCCUAAGAUCUUAUAUGGUAACUCGCCAUACAAUUAUUAUGAUGUGAGUUUCGAGAAUUUGGCAUUGGAUCAACUGCAUGUUAUAAUCUCCUAACUGGUAUUCACCUUUGUCCUCAUCACAUGACUGCUUGAUAUUGUCUUGAUAUCGGGAAGAGAAAUUCUAUCACGGCCACUUCUAGGAGUUUAACCCUUUAAUUCCUAAGAUCUCAUUAGAAAUUCUCCUUACUGUCUGCCAUAUAGUUCUUGUGAAGUUAAUUUGGAGAAUUUGGUAUUGGAUCAACUUAAAAUCCCCUAAUUAAUAUUUUUCUUUAUUCUCAUCACUUGUCUGCUUGAUAUUGUAUUGAUAUUGUAAGGAGAAAUUCUGUCUUGAUCACUCAUGGGAAUAAGAGUUAAGAGAAUUAGGAUUCAUAUCCAUGACCAUCAUCACCUGUUGGAAGGAUGAUGUAUUGAUACUGUCAAGAGGUAUUGUACACAGCAGGGGGCAGUAUACCAGACUUUAUAUAAUAUAUCCUGGCGAGUCAAUCUGCAGGCAAAGUAAAGAUCAUUGUGAGGUGAUGAAAACUUAAAAUGUAAAGUCACAGCUUGUUAAAAGAAAGUACUUAUUAGAAUGGGGUAUGAAGGAGGUAUUACUAAUUCUUAAAAAGCCGUUACUAGUGCUGUAAUAAUUGGUGGGGGUUUAAAUAAUCACAAGUUGGUAAUAAAAAUUGGUUGGCACAGAGUGAUUCAAGGUUGAUGUUUUUAAGCAUUAGCCCUUUGUUAGAGCUUAUGACUUGCCCUGACAAAACAAUUCUUUUCUCUCUUGACCUCUUUGUUUUUUUGUUAAUUUUUUGAUACCAAUCGGGCAUGUAUUCAAAAAGAUUUAUUUAUGGUGCUUGUAAGUGAAAAAAAAAAGAGAUUUGAUACCAAUUUAUGGGCAUGUAUUCAAAAAAAAAGAUUUAUUUAUGGUGCUUGUUGAAAAAAAAAAGAGAUUUAAAAAAAAAAAAGAGAGAUUUAUGGUGCUUGUAAGUGAAAAAAAAAGAGAGAUUUAUGGUGCUUGUAAGUGAAAAAAAAAGAGAGAUUUAUGGUGCUUGUAAGUGAAAAAAAAAAGAGAGAUUUAUGGUGCUUGUAAGUGAAAAAAAAAAGAGAGAUUUAUGGUGCUUGUAUAGAUAGUAAAGAUAUUUUACCAAUGAGAUUUUGAGAGUGAAAGGGUAAGCCAUAAAUAUAUUACAUUAUUUUUUGUAUAUUAAUUUUUGUUUCAUUUCAUAUUUGUUUAUCAGGGACGUCCUGAUUCGAAUGUCACAGCACGAGGCUUAGUUGUGGAAAAUCCAAGAACAAGAGAUAUCAUUAAGUUCCACAGCUCAUAUUAUAAAAACGUAUCAGAAGUAAACUUUAAUGGAGAUGUCCUGGUAUAUGUUGCACCAGUAAGUGGAAACAUGGAUAAUUAUCAACAACUUAUAUCAUGAAAGCGUUCUUUACAGCUAGGAUACUGUUUUAUCUACAGUUUUUAUGUCCCAUCAAACUUGGUAUAAGUUGUCAAUUCUGCCUCUUAUAGAAGUGAUUCAAGUUUUCUGAAUGCUAAUGUUGAAAGUUGAAAGUUUGUUUCAUAGCUCUUGAAGUUUUGAUUGGAUUUUGUGCUUUCCCAAUGAUAUCUCAUGCAAAGUGGCAAAGUUGUUGAAAAGAUAAAGGUAUAAAGGAGGGAAAGUUUCUAAAGAGACUGCAGUGCUGCAUCAGUUGGGGAUACAACAAGAUAUUUUGGUUUUAUCAACUGAGCUAAUAAAUGUAGCUCAGCCACAGUAAGGAGUUCUAAAGCUCUGGAACUCUUUAUAUAUAAAAUGCACCCUGUGUCAAUUGCACUUCUUUUUCACAGCUCUCUUUUUGAACUCCUAAAGCUUAUUACAUGAAGGGAAAGCUAACUAGUAAAUAUCUAAAAAUUUUCACUGAUUUGACAGAUCAGUCCAGUUCAGGGCUACCAUUAAUUGCAUAGACCUCACACCAGAGACGGUACCCACCUAUCCCAGGCCCUUAAUCAUUUACCAAUUGCAUGAUUGUUUUUGCACAAAUUGAAUUUUUUCAGCAACAUGAAUGUCUUCCUUUUUUUUUGUGAUCAAAUUUUAUCUCAUUAUCCUUUUUUCAGUGGAACUCUCAUGGUUAUGAUGUAGCAAAAAUAUUUAGCCCAAAAUUUACUUAUGUUUCACCAGUGUGGCUCCAAGUCAAGAGAAGGUAAUGUCAUUGUCAUUCAGAGGUCUAGGUACAGCUAGGUCAACUCUGGCACUGGUCACAAUAUAAUAUUAUUGGAAAUAUAACAGUAAAAACUGGUAGAUCAGAAUCUAGGUUUUUUCAAGUUAGACUUCAUAGGUUCUUAAUAUAUAAAUGGUGUUUACCGUUUUAUUGUAAAACUAGGCUACCUAGGUUUUUCAUCAUGUUCUUAAUUUUUGUGUAAUAAAUUUGUCAGGUUUGGGUGUAAUUCUGCACUGUAUGCCAGCCUCAUAGUGCCAUGUUUUGCAUGGCUUACUUGUGCUGCACAGUUAUGGAUGUAUUGAUAGUUCAGUAUUGUAUUCUUACAAUGCUACUGGUGUUCUGCUACAAUGUACAUGCAAUGUACUGUAUCAGAUUUGAGCAAACUCUGCCUUCUAAAAUAAGAACUUGUAUGGAGAUUUUAGCCUUCAAUCCCCCCCCCCCUCCGCCCCAAAAAAAAAAGGUGUUUUAAGUGUAAGAUAAAUUUGAAACUUAUGCCAAUUUCUUUUGCUGUUGUUGUUGUUGUUGUUCAACAGGAAAACUGGUACCUUUUCUGUAGAGGGAGGCCAUGACAUUGAUCAAGGUAUUGAAGAACAGCAGAACAACAGAGAAACAUACAAACCACAAACUUAAACAUGUGGUGCACCUCCCUCCACAUAUUAAAAAAUCUUUGAAGAAUUCUUGAAGCAAGAAUUUUGAAGAUCCUGUAAGAUAUUUCAUAAAGAUAUUUGCCAAGAUCCUUAAUAGGAUCCUUGAAGGUCCUCAUGAGAUCUUUCAGAAUCUUGAAGGAUCUUUGAGAGUGGUGGUAUUGUGGAAAUUGAUUACAAAGGGUUAAUUUUUAUGAAAUGUCUUGCUUAUUAGGAGAGAUUUAGUCAUAGGUGAAUGUUAUGUUUUGUUUACUUUCUUUAGGUUGGAUGUCAGAUGUUAGAAAAGGAGGAAAUCAUGUUAAGAUUGGUAAGGAAAUGAAAUUUAAAGUAAGUUCUUUAACCCUUUAACUCCCAUGAGUGACCAAGACAGACUUUCUCCUCACAAUGUCAAUUCAAUAUCAACCAGAUAAGUAAUGAGAAUAAAGAAAAAUAUCAAUUUGGGGAUAAUUAGUUGAUCCAAUACUUAAUCCUCUUACCUGACAUUAUGAGAACUGUAAAAACAGUAAAAAGAAUUACAAAUUUGAUCUGGGAGUUAAAGGGUUAAUUUCUUUAGUCAUGUGGACAAAAGCAAUGGCAACAUCAAGAAUGAAAACAAAAAACAGCUACAACAGUAAAAACAUCCAUAAUGUAGUCAAAUAAAUAAAAGAAAACAAGUUUACUUUAGUCAACUCUUAAAUCCCGAAGAGUGACAAACAUCUAAUUUCUCCUUACAAUAUCACACAAUGAAUCACACUUUAAAGUCUUGAGAAUAAAGAAAAUGAUCACCAACUACAGACGAUCUUGGUUGUUAAAUAAAAUUCUCCUCUUCAGCACAUUAGGAAAUGUAUAGAGAACAGUAUGGAGAAUAUGCAUACUGAGUUUUAGGUGUUAAGGGUGAAAAAGUAAGUUAACUUUAGUUUCAUUUCUUUUCAGUUCCCAGAGUAUUGUUUGACCAAUGGACAUUUAAUGACUAUCACAUAAUUUUUUCAAGUGACACUGCAUUACAGUCCCUAAUUGACACAAUAGUCUCCUACCUAAAGGUUAGUGAGGAGUGCAAUGCUCACAAAGAAUUGUGUUUUAAUGGUUGCAUUGAAUUAAAAGGUUUUUGUCUGUCCUUCAAUGAAAACCUUCUCAGCUGCUAAAAUUUAUCUUUGCAUUAUGCUUAACAUUACCUUGACAUUAAUAUAAUGUGUACUGUCCAUUGAAAGAGAGUCUGCCAAUAGCAACUUGUUUAGAAAAAAAAAAGACUGUCUUUUGCUUUUUUGGGGGGAUGGGUGGGGGUGGGGUGAGAGGUUAAAUAUUUAUUCAGGAAGAAAGAUAUCUAUCUACUUUAUUUUACCAAGCUAAAUUAAGAAUCAACAGGAACUGUAAGUUACAUUAGUGUCAAAAGUGAUUCAAAUAAUUCCAAUGAAUGGACAUAAUGAUUUACAUGACUGUAUUCAAUAUUUAUAGUAACAAUCCAGGUACAGACAUUUUUUUUUUUUUAGAAUCUUUUUAGAUUUUUUCUUCCUCAUUCUUUCUUAUUCCAUUUUCUUCAGGGAAAUCAUUUUGAUGGUCUUACUCUAGAAGUGUGGAGUCAGUAUAAUGGUGACACAAAAGAGUAGGUUUAAUGUUUUUUUUUGACUGGUAUGUUUAUUAAUUGUUUGGAUCUUCUGCCUCUCUGUUCUUCAGACAUUCUGUCUAUUUGUGAGCAAUUCAGUCAUUUAUAUGUUCAGUCAGGCAGCCACUCAGAAUUUGUUUAUCACUCACUUUAACCUGUCAAUCAAUCAGUUUGAAGUCGGGCAGUCAGACAUUUAAUCAGGCAGUCAUUCCAUGAGUCAUUUUAUGUUCAGUCACUGUUAGUCAGUCAGUUAUUUUAUGUUCAGUAUCUGUCAGUCAGUCAGUCAGUCAUUUUAUGUUCAGUCACUGUCAGUCAGUCAGUGAGUCAUUUAUGUUCAGUUAUUGUCAGUCAGUGAGUGAGUUAUUUUAUGUUCAGUCACUCAGUCAGUCAGUGAGUCAUUUAUGUUCCUCAUCAUCUGUCUGUCAGUCAGUCAGUCAGUGAGUCAUUUAUGUUCCUCAUCAUCUGUCUGUCAGUGAGUCAUUUAUGUUUUUCGUUUGUCUGUCAGUGAGUCAUUUUAUGUUCAGUAUCUGUCAGUCAGUGAGUCAUUUUAUGUUCAGUAUCUGUCAGUCAGUCGGUUAGUCAUUUUAUGUUCAGUAUCUGUCUGUCAGUCAGUCAGUCAGUCAUUUUAUGUUCAGUAUCUGUCUGUCAGUCAGUCAGUCAGUCAGUCAUUUUAUGUUCAGUAUCUCUUAGUCAGUCAGUCAGUCAGUUAGUCAAUUACUUAAUUAGACAGAAAGACACAGAAAGAAACUCUCAGAUCAACAAAUUAACCAAAUUAGACAGACAAAAAGACACACAGACAAAAAGAUGGUUUUCUGUCCAUCAGUCAGUCACUUAGUACUUAAGAAAAGACAAGCUUCCCUGACAAAACAUCAUUGUUAACUAAACAAGACGCCUAGAGGCUUUAACAUGGGCUGCGUGAGUCGUUAUCAACAGUCACUCUGGUUUUACGGGUGAAAAUAUGGAUUUGAUGUUGAAUCUUCAAAGUGUAGGAAUGAAAUCGAAAAAUAAAGACAAAACAACUCGGGAUAUUAUGUGUGGUCACCCAUCCAAAAUAAUAGUAAUCUCAGCCAUCAGGGACUAAUUUCCAUGUCUGACUACGACGACACUCACCCGAAAUUUCAACGUGGUCUGCCACAGGCAUCCCACGUAACUAACAGUUAAAACCCUAGUGUAACGGAAAAUGUAUAUUUCUCCAUGACCUGUACCUACGUGUAUGUCUUUCAGGGACUUGUAUCUUCUGGUCAGUAAAAUGGCUGAUUCUCUUCAUAAAGAAAAGCUCAAGAUAAUUUUGGUAAUACCGCCUCCCUUUUAUGCCGGGUAAGCUCCAAUCCAAAUUCAGUUGAACGGAUUAUUACGGCAAUUGGUUGAUUGAUGAAACAAGAGAAGAUUAGGGAAAAACCCGACUCAUUGUUAUCAUCAUUAUUGAUAUCAUUACCAUGAAUACUACCACUGUCAUUAUGGUAAUCAAAUUUAUCAUCACCAUUAGCCUUAUGAUUUAAAAUUUAGUGCAAAAUGACUAACAUGAAACACGUAUGAUUCCGUGUAACUCUGAAUUUCGUGCUUACGCACUCGUCAGAGAGAUUUUCUUGUUUGUUUUUUUUCAAAAUCUGUCUGACGAGCGCGUAAGAGUUACAGGGAAUCAUGCGUGUUUCAUUUUAGUCAUUUUGAACUGUAUUUCGCUCUACACUCAUGUGUAUUGAGCACUUUCCAACAGCAUUUGCUACAAUUUUCCACAAUGAUUUAUUAUUUAUUCAUUUAUUAGCGAUAGUUGACACUGACAUUACCACUGUCAUUAUGGUAGUCGUUAACAUUGUCAUUUACAUUAACAUUCAUAUUUAUUCAUCUAUUUAUGUAUUUAUUCAUUUAUUUAUUCAACUAUUGAUUUAUUUUGCGGUAAUUUUUGCAUUGUAUCGCUUCUUUUAUUUUGUUUUCCUUUCAGGAAGAAGCCAGGCUCGUUUGAUAAAAAUGACUUUGAAUUAUUAGCGCCAGUCCUGGAUGGUUUUAGUCUGAUGACUUAUGAUUACUCUUCUCAAGGGAGGUGAGUAAUUGUUUCCGCUGUGCAUAGCUUUAUUAGACUAGAAGCCGUCCUUCCUUUAGGACGAAGUCUGCGCCACGUGAGCCAUUUUUUUGUUCUUUGUUCUUACCACUUUUCGUCAUCUGUGAUAUAUUACUGAGAGACCCAAGGUAACAUAAUAAAUUCGUCAAAUACAAUUAUUUUUAACCUGCCCUAUUGCUUUCUAUGUAGGCCGGGUCCUAAUGCCCCUUUACAAUGGAUGAAAGACUGUGUGCUAACGUUGAGUCCAGAGAAAGGAAAGCAGCGAUCGAAAAUUCUAAUGGGCCUCAACUUCUACGGCCAGGAAUUUGCAGCGACGGGAAGUGGACGUAAGUCGAAACAAGAAAAGGAUAAAUUAAAACACUCGAAAUGUGCGCCAGAGACGAAAUGAUUUUCAUCCUUGCCAAAAAUAUGAAAAUAUGUUUGAAAUGGUGGGACUGACCGGACUUUAGAUGUAACGAGUAAACUUAUCUUCGAAAGUUGUCCUCAAAUGUGCUUAAAAAUUCGAUAAUUGUGAAGAAAAACUCCCUAAAAAAACUUGUCUGUCGACUUACAGCUGAACAUCGGCUAACAGUUUCAAGGCACACCUAAUGGCCCACUAGCGGCCGAUAGCAGAAUCAUUGUGUUGUGUUUUUGGGCAAGACACUUUAAUUUCUCAGUCCGUCUCUCCACUCAGGAGUAUAAAUGGGUACUGGCGAAUUGUACAAACAAUGUUCAAGUUCCAAUUUUUGCUGAUUCUUCUCUUUUAUUUUUUUUUCUCUUUUUUUCCAAAUACUUUUUUAGGAUGGUUUCCACAACAAAGCUAUUUUUAGGAUCAAGGUCCAUAUAAAUUUAUAUAAAAUAAAAUAAAUUUUAAAAAUUGUUUUUAUUUAUUUUUAGAUGCUUUAUUUUUAAAAAUAAAAUUUAAAUCGAUGCAUUUAUGUGAAAAAAGAUAUAAUUUUCAAAAGAGAGCAAUUUUCAACGAGUGUCCCACGUGGGUUCACUUUACUUUAUCACGUGGUAGGUCAAGUUAUCUCAGGCUGCCAAUUAUGCGUCGAUCAAUUCGAAGCUUAUUCCCACCCCUCCCCAGACAUUUGAACUUUUAAAAUUUUUUUUUUCCGUUAAGGCGACGUCGGUGACCGUAACUUUCUACGCGUUAACUAAGUUUUAAAACCUACACCUUGUAGACCUUUUCUUCUGUGCCAUUUGCUCCCAAAAGUGAACUAUAACCCCUUCCCCUCCCCCCCUCCAUAUUUAAAGAUGUACUGUAACGUUUUACUCCGCUGGAAAGACUUUACACCACUGGUCCAAAUUCCCCACCCUCACCAGGCAAGGUUCAGGUUUCCCACCCCCCCGGGCCUGGACGAGGGUCAAAUGACGCGGCUUGACCUGGGAGGUGGGGGUGGGGGAGGGGAUGUUGAUGCUUCGAUUGAUCGGUGAUUUAGAUGCAGGACUAAAACCCAAUCGAAUAUUAGUCUCUCUUGUUUUCCCGUGCUCUAGGGAGUAAGCUUAUUUCUUUCUUUGUUUCUUGUUUUGUUUCUUUGUUACUAGUUCUCUUGUGUUGACUUUUGUUCUGACGAAGGGCUAACAGACAGGAACUUACCCCCUAUACACUUUUCCUUUCAUAGAUACAUUGAGGUGUUAACAAAACACAAAACGGAAAAACUUACGUGGGAGAACGGAGUGGCGGAGCAUUCUUUCGCUUUCACGUAAGUAAAGUCACCAAUUUGUUCUUCGUAUUCACAUAAUGUUGUUUAAUUUGUCCUGAUGAAAUCCUACGGAACACGGAGAAUAUUGUGCGGCGGAGCGAAGGUAUAAAUUUUAUUUUCGAGUGGUAAGAACAAAAUUUCUCGAUCGAACACGGCGGGUGAAUAAACGUUCCCUUUAAAGCGGUAAUUCGAAUCUUCAAGCCAGAAUUUCUUUAGUUAAAAUAGAAUAGAAAAGAGGCGCAAGUUUUCUGGCGAAUUUUACUUCAGGGACUAUUCUUUCUUCUCGUUUUGCAAGGUACUCGUCGGAAAAAUUUAUCGUCAUGUGAUGGUUUCCUUUUUGUAAAGUCAUUUGCUUGCUGAAGGGGAUGAUUUUACUUCAGCUUUAGAACUCGCCAGGUUUUGCUGACAGUUCUCAAGAAUAAACGUGCAAAAAGGGGAAAAGACGUCAUUACGCGUUCAUGAUUUUAAGUUAAAAUCACAAAGUAUUCUCUCGAGAGGCUUUCUUCGUACUUGAUACUUCGGUGAACUUCGUUACUAUUCGGUUAACAAGUUUGGAGGAGAUCGUUAUUUUGGUCGGUGAGUUUACUGCGAUACUCGGGAACGAAACCACCGAGUGUUGCCGUACGGAAUCAUUGUGGAGAGUGAGAUCUUAAAUGGCCUUCCAAAUAAAAAAUUACUCACUCUUAAACUUCCAACGUCAUAUUUUACAGUGCUGCUGGUACCCACCACUCUGUGUUUUACCCAACGCUUAAGGUGAGAGAUUGUUGUUGGUGUUUGAACCUACGACUUACUUCUCAGCUUCAUGACUCGUGCCGACGGCAAAUUUCUUUAAGCUACACUGAAAUAGAUUUUAGAGAAAAUUUGUGUGGCACAAUGUGAUGUCAUUCAUUGAAUGACACGGGCCUAAACGGAAAUAGAAGACUCUCGAGUGCUCCCGAUGGGAGUCGAACCUACGACCUUUCGAUUAUUACUUCGGAUUCUCUAGAAAACCUAUGAUAGGCUAUGCUGUUUAAGUAAGUCCAUGGUGACGAACCUCUUGCAUACUGCUAGGAUAGGAAUGUCGGUAUGUGAUGCUAUUGUGCAGUGGUGAUAUCCAUUAAGAUCAUUUAAGCCUGAACUUCCUAAUAUAGGAAUAUCGAUAUUUGAUGCUUUUGCGCAGUGAUGAUAUCCAUAAAGAUGAUUUAAGCCUGGGUGGUGUUUUCUGGCUUUUUACUUGGUGUAGAAGACACAGUUGACGUAAGGCAAUAGAAAGCAAAAAGACAAAGAACGUGACGUGAAGAGUCGCGUGUCUUCUACAACAAGAAGGAGUCUGUUUUUGAGUUUAUUUAACAUACCACAAAUGAGUUCCGUUUCAUUUCCUUGUGUCUUAGUCUAUUCAAGUGCGACUGGAUCUCGCCAAGGAACUUGAAGUUGGAAUCUCCAUCUGGGAGAUCGGACAAGGGCUGGACUAUUUUUACGAUUUAUUCUGA